UUUUUUCCUUUAAAAGAAAUAAUGUCCGACAUGACAUAUAUAUAUAUAUAUAUAUAAUAUAAUAUUCUUGUAUUAAUAUGUGAAGUGAAGUCGUGAGUUAUAUUCACGUAUUUACAAGGUUCGGAAAGCGAAGCCCAGAGAUAGGAACACAAAUAUUUUGAUUGGUAGAAUCUUCAAGAGCAGCGAGUCCACAUAAUAGGAGCGAGCUCGCCGUUGAAGGGAUCUUUGAAGCUUUUCUUCUUCCUUCUUUCCCUAUGGCGGCCUCUGCUCGUGCCUUCUUCCUUUCUCGUGUCACUGACUUUUCAAUUAAGCCCCGUCUACCUCCCCAACCGCCGCCCUUGCCUUCUUUCUCCUAUUCACAUCUCACCCUUCAACGGCGCCGUUUUCCCUCUACGUCUGGUGCAACCACUGUUAGCUGCCUUGUCUCCGGUGUUGAUGGUGGUGGAGUUUCCGAUGACUUUGUUUCCACCCGGAAGUUGAAAUUCGAUCGCGGAUUCUCCGUAAUCGCUAAUAUGCUUAAGCGGAUUGAGCCGCUUCAUACAUCCGAUAUUUCCAAGGGUGUUUCUGAUGUUGCUAAGGAUUCUAUGAAGCAAACUAUUUCUUCAAUGUUGGGUUUGCUUCCUUCUGAUCAGUUCUCGGUCACCGUUAGGGUUUCCAAAAGCCCUCUCCAUAAUCUCCUCUCUUCAUCAAUCAUCACCGGGUACACUUUGUGGAACGCGGAGUAUCGGUUGUCUUUGAUGAGGAAUUUCGAUAUCUCGCCCGAUAAUUUGAUGGGCUUGGACAGGUCGAAGCCACUGGAAGUUUCGGAUAUUGAGGAGAAUCUGGUAGGCGUUGAUUCCAAUAUGGAGGAUUUGGAUACGAGGCCUCGUCUCUUGUCCGAUUUGCCACCCGAGGCCUUGAAGUACAUCGAACAGUUGCAAACGGAAUUAUCAAAUCUUAAGGAUGAACUCAAUGCUCAGAAGCAAGAAAAUUUCCAGAUAGAACAUGGCAGAGGAAACAGAAACGAUCUGUUGGAAUAUCUACGGUCGUUGGAUUCCAAUAUGGUGACUGAACUCUGCAAACCAUCUACGUCAGAGGUGGAGGAAAUCAUUCACGAACUUGUUGGAAACAUAUUGCAAAGGUUCUUCAAAGAUGAUGCUAGCUCUAGUUUCAUUGAGGAUUCGAGUGUGGCAGAUUUAGAGAAACUUGCAGAUGCUGGCGAUGAGUUUUGUGAUACUGUAGGCACUUCUCGGGAUUACCUAGCAAAGCUUUUAUUCUGGUGUAUGUUAUUGGGGCAUCACUUGAGAAGCUUGGAGAAUAGGUUGCAGUUAAGCUGUGUCGUUGGGUUGUUAUGAGAGAAGGAAGUGUAUAUUCUUUCUGUACCCUUAACCCCCCCCCCCCCCCGCGAAAAAAGAAAACAAAAAAUAACCUCUACAUUCCGUCUAUACCUUUGUAUCAUUGUUUCUUUCAAUAAAAAAGAUUAAUUUAGUC
Cucumis melo (muskmelon) is the source of this 1470-nucleotide messenger RNA. RefSeq lists its product as uncharacterized. NCBI's taxonomy places the organism in Eukaryota, Viridiplantae, Streptophyta, Magnoliopsida, Cucurbitales, Cucurbitaceae. The transcript is spliced from 5 exons. The record is from RefSeq and is a predicted model, not a curated record. Bases 255 to 1334 code for a protein of 359 amino acids.